Molecule: messenger RNA, 3555 nt
Organism: Coniosporium apollinis CBS 100218
Lineage: Eukaryota; Fungi; Ascomycota; Dothideomycetes
Exons: 5
Coding region: 1-3555 (1184 amino acids)
Cellular component (GO): mitochondrial matrix
Molecular function (GO): methylisocitrate lyase activity; isocitrate lyase activity
Source: RefSeq, a predicted model, not a curated record
AUGCUACGGACAAUAUCACGAUCUGCAGCACGGCAGAGCCGCACAUUUAAAACCAAAGCGCCUCAAACCCUCCUCCGCCCCUUCUCGACGACGGUGUACCGCAUGUCCAGCUCAGCUCUCCCGCCGGUAGAUCCUCCCGUGUCCUCCGCCCUCCCCGCAGACGCAUACCAACUCCUCCCCGAAGCCUCCAAAGCCGGCGAGGCGGAAGAUGCGCUCUUCGACGCGCAGGUACAGCAGGUAAAAGACUGGUGGGCCUCGCCUAGAUAUAAGGGCAUCAAGCGGCCAUACUCGGCCGAAGAUGUCGUCAGCAAGCGAGGAGCGAUGCAGCAUACCUAUCCCAGCUCGCUGAUGGCGCGGAAGCUGUUCAAUUUGUUCGAGGAGAAGGCUGCGAAGGGGGAGCCCGUACAUACCAUGGGCGCCAUCGACCCCGUCCAGAUGACACAACAAGCCCCCAACCAGCAGGUCCUCUACAUCUCCGGCUGGGCCUGCUCCUCCGUCCUAACAACCACGAACGAAGUCUCCCCCGACUUCGGCGACUACCCCUACAACACCGUCCCGAACCAGGUCCAGCGCCUAUUCAAAGCGCAGCAGAUGCACGACCGCAAGAACUGGGAUAACCGGCGCAAGAUGAGCGCGGAGGAGCGCAAAAGCACGCCUUAUGUAGACUACAUGCGACCGAUCAUCGCCGACGGCGACACGGGCCAUGGAGGCCUAAGCGCGGUGUUGAAGCUCGCGAAACUGUUCGCCGAGAACGGGGCCGCGGCCGUGCAUUUCGAGGACCAGCUGCACGGCGGGAAGAAGUGCGGGCAUCUUGCUGGGAAAGUGCUGGUGCCGACAGGCGAGCAUAUCAAUAGGCUUGUGGCUGCGCGCUUCCAGUGGGAUCUCAUGGGCUGCGAGAACCUGGUCAUUGCGAGGACGGACUCGGAGAGCGGCAAGUUGCUGAGUAGUGCUGUCGAUGUGCGGGACCAUGAGUUCAUCCUUGGCGUGACGGAGGAGACGGACCCGUUGGCGGAGACGCUGCAGGCGAUGGAGCUGGAUGGGGCGCCGGGGGCGCAGAUCGAUAAGUUUGAGGCGGAGUGGGUCAAGAAGCAUAAGCUUGUUACCUUUGAUGAGGCCGUCGUCAAGCACCUCGAAUCCGAAGGCGGCUUCCCGGACCCCUACCUCUCAGCCAUAAAGGAGAACCCCAACCUCUCCCUUACCAAGCGCCGCCAGCUCUCCGCCCAACAUACCAAAUCCCCCGUCGUUUGGUCGUGCGACAUCCCUCGCACCCGCGAAGGCUACUAUCACUACCGGGCCGGCAUCGCCGCGGCCACCAAGCGCGCCAUCGCCUUCGGGCCCUACGCCGACCUCCUCUGGCUCGAGACGGCGGACCCGAGUGUGCAGAAAGCAGCCGGAUUCGCCGCCGAAAUCCGCGCGAAGCUGCCAGGCAAGAAACUCGUAUACAACCUCUCCCCGAGCUUCAACUGGAUGGGCCACGGCUUCUCGCCCGAGAGCCUGAAGAGCUUCAUCUGGGACCUCGGGAAGGAAGGGUUUGUGCUGCAGCUUAUUUCGCUGGCGGGAGUGCAUAGCACGGCGACGAUCACGAAUGAGUUGAGUAAGGCGUUUAAGGACCAGGGCAUGCUGGCGUAUGUGGAGUUGGUGCAGAAGAGGGAGAAGGAGCUCGGCUGCGAUGUUCUGACGCAUCAGAAGUGGAGCGGUGCGCCGUAUAUUGAUGGCAUUUUGGGCGCGAUCCAGAGCGGGAGUAGUGGGAGUAAGAGUAUGGGCGCGGGGAAUACUGAGGCUGCCAUCAAAGACCAACAACUCGAUAUCAUCCCAAACAGUCAUCAGCCACUUCCAACACUAUCCGCUGGCCCUCUCCCUCCACUAAGACACUCGAACAGUUUAGAUUUGCUCUUUCUCGGCGCAAUGGACGGUGUAUCAUCCCGCCAUCGCCAGGAUAUCUCAGACGGAGCACAUGCGAUCUCCAACCAUCUGGGAUGGAUGAUCCGCUCCGCUAAGGACACCCUGGAGAGACUGCAACGCCCCAGACCUGUCCCUCGUCCCGUGUUACACGCCUUGCCAGCUCUUCAUUCAUUCGCUGAUGAGCUUUAUGAGAGGAAUCAGCCAGAAUACGAUAGGCUGGCUAGGGAGCAGGCGGUGUUAUUGGAGGAAGCAGCAGCUAGGCACGUUACUGCCGACCUCACACAACCUCACCCCAACAGUGUACAGGACCAUCUGACAGCGCUCCCGCGCUCCGGCUUUGGAGAAAUUUCGCCAAGUGCGAACAAGGAAAACGAACAGCCUGCUGUUCACUCAACCCCGGAAGCCGCACCCUUCCCGAUCUUCGAAGACCAAGAGGAACAGCUUGCCAACUGGUCUGGAGCCUCGACUAUCAUUCUUCAAGACGGACUCCAAGGAUCUCCUCUGCUCGAUCCCUCACUCGCACUAAACAGUGCAGCUGUAACACUGAUCAACAGCGAGUUCGAGCAACAGAACCAGUACCGCCCCAACUUUCUUCGCAACAAUUCUCCGCACCCAACGAGUCCACAACAUUACAUCCUAAAAGUCAACGAGUCACCCCAGCCUCCAAUCAUGGCACCAUCCUCUCCUCAGGCUGGACCACCAUUCUUCGAACCAGCUCUUCGGGCAACAAUCAUCGAUGAAGACUAUGAUGAUCCCUCUCCCCAGCAACCUGACCACGUGCACGAAGAUGUGCCUGCUCAUGGAGUGCCUGCUCAGUCCUACCCUCCACAUGGAUUGCCAGCUCCAGUGUUGCCUGCUCCGUCGCCCUUGAGACUAGCAGAUCCGUAUGCACCAAACCUGCCCAGCAUCGAUCGGGCUGGGCGAAUCUACUUCAGGGACCACCAAGGUCAGGGUAACGUGCGCCGCAUGAACCGUCCCAACUACGAGGGGUACCUGGCGAGUGAAGCACUCCGUCAAGUCGAGACGGAGACCACACCGGUCGUGUCACCCACUCCGUCACCUGCUCGCGCACCAUCGCCGACAGAAUCGCCGCUGGCUAGGCUGUCGCAGAUGCGGGCGGCUAGAGAUCGUUCUGACAUUCAAGAUUGGUCUUCUACUAAGAUUUAUCCUAGUAUUGAAGAAGAUCACUCUACAAACGAGGGACCUGCUGGAUUGAAGAAUAUAUCUACAGCUCAAGAUCUUUCCGCCAGUCGAAACCUCUCCACGAGCAAAGACCACUCCGCAACCAAAGGCCUUUCUCCUCCACCGAAGCUAGUCUCGAAGAUGAGACCCGCUCACCACACGGUUUGCUAUUGCGGUCGACUCAAGACCUGCAGGGAGUGCAAAAAGACCUGUACGCGUGGUGAGGACGGCGUGCCAUGCAUCUACGUUCAAAUGAGCAAGCAAUUCGAUGGCUUCUUUUGCAAGCGCUGCGUCGCUCUCCAGCACAUUAAGCGUCAGUACCUCAAAGAGCGUCCAGCUGCAGAAUCUGAACCUGAAGCGACUCCACGCUCCGACGCUUCAGAAAACGAGGAAGAAAACCGCUCCCCUUCCGACGACGGCGCUACAACCGCAUCCGACGACGGGACCACGAAUCACCUCGUCAAGUCAUGA